Messenger RNA from Lotus japonicus, 978 nucleotides. RefSeq lists its product as uncharacterized. The transcript has a single exon. Lineage: Eukaryota; Viridiplantae; Streptophyta; Magnoliopsida; Fabales; Fabaceae. Bases 1 to 978 code for a protein of 325 amino acids. The record is from RefSeq and is a predicted model, not a curated record.
AUGCCUCAAUAUGCCAAGUUCAUGAAGGAGAUACUUUCUAAGAAAAGGAAGUUGAGUGAAGAGAAUGACAUCGUUGAGCUUACUGAGGAGUGUAGCGCUAUUCUGCAAAAGAAGCUUCCACCUAAACAAAGGGACCCAGGUAGUUUCACUCUACCUGUUAAUUUUGGGGCUUCAAAGGAAGUGAGAGCUUUAUGUGAUUUGGGGGCAAGCGUCAACUUAAUGCCCCUAUCAAUGUUCGAGCGACUUAAUGUUGGAGAGCUGAAGCCAACAAUGAUGAUGCUUCAACUAGCAGACCGCUCCAUGGUGACUCCUUGGGGAGUUGUUGAAGAUGUGCUAGUGAGAGUAGGAGAGUUUGAGUUCCCGGUGGAUUUUGUGAUAAUUGAUAUGGACGACGACUCUAAAAUACCAUUGAUUAUGGGAAGACCGUUCCUAGCCACUUCACAAGCGAAAAUAAAUGUGGGAAAAGGAACAAUAUCUUUAAGGGUAGCUGAUGAGAAAAUCACUUUCACCAUAUUUGACCUGAAGCCAAAGAAAAUUGAGAAGAAUGAUGCAUUCUUGGUAGAGAUGAUGGACGAGUGGAGUGAUGAGAAGUUGAAGCAGUUCUUCCUUAAAGAAAAAGCUGGAGCAUCAAAUAAGAAGAAAAAGAAAACAACGCAGAGCGACCAAACUGAGAAAGUCUACUCAAUGAGCAUGGUUGUCAACUCAGAGCAGAAGGAGGAGAACCCGGGAAAUCAAGCUGAACCAGUUCAUCUUGAAAGCGUUGUGGCCAACAUGGAGCGGAAAGAGGAGAAAGCGAAAGGAGAGCCCUUCAUAUGGAAGCCAAAACAUAAGAAAGAUGAGAAACCUCCUAUCCCUUUUAACUCCAAAUUGAAUAACUGUGUUCACGCUUUUGAGAUUGCUUGCAAGAACAUGGUGAAAAUGUGUGCUGAGUUUAAGGAACCUGGAAGUGCAAUGCACUAUGGGGUAAACCCCGGAUAG